Impatiens glandulifera is the source of this 1430-nucleotide messenger RNA. RefSeq names its product mitogen-activated protein kinase homolog MMK2-like. Lineage: Eukaryota; Viridiplantae; Streptophyta; Magnoliopsida; Ericales; Balsaminaceae. Gene Ontology annotation, biological process: intracellular signal transduction; protein phosphorylation. The transcript has 6 exons. Gene Ontology annotation, cellular component: nucleus; cytoplasm. The coding region runs from base 74 to 1201 and encodes 375 amino acids. Gene Ontology annotation, molecular function: ATP binding; MAP kinase activity. The record is from RefSeq and is a predicted model, not a curated record.
AUUUCUCUGAAUUUCAGAGAACCCCGCGUGCAAGUUAGCAAGCUUCAGAGAGAGAGAGAGAGAGAGAGGAGAGAUGGCUAUGGAGCAGACUUCUUCUUCAAGAGAUGUUGGUAAUAUGAAAGGCGUACUAACACAUGGAGGUCAAUAUGUUCGCUACAAUGUCUUCGGAAACAUGUUUGAGGUUUCCCGUAAAUACGUUCCUCCACUUCGUCCUGUUGGAAGAGGCGCCUAUGGUCUUGUCUGUGCUGCUGUGAAUUCCGAGACAAAAGAGGAGAUUGCGAUCAAGAAGGUUGGUAAUGCAUUUGACAAUGUAAUUGAUGCUAAGAGAACCCUAAGAGAAAUCAAGCUCCUUUGUCAUAUGGAUCACGAGAAUGUGGUUGCUAUCAAGGACAUAAUACGACCACCAAACAAGGAGAAUUUUAAAGAUGUUUACAUGGUUUAUGAAUUGUUGGACACUGAUCUUCAUCAGAUAAUUCGAUCUGAUCAACCAUUGACUGAUGACCAUUGUCAGUACUUCAUCUACCAGCUAUUACGAGGACUGAGAUACGUGCAUUCAGCAAAUGUUUUGCACCGUGAUCUGAAGCCAAGCAAUUUGUUCCUAAAUGCAAAUUGUGACCUUAAGAUAGGGGAUUUUGGAUUGGCAAGAAUAACUUCAGAGACAGAUUUCAUGACGGAAUAUGUAGUCACUCGAUGGUACAGGGCACCAGAGUUGCUGCUUAAUUGUUCAGAUUAUACUGGUGCAAUUGACGUUUGGUCUGUUGGUUGCAUUCUUGGUGAAAUUCUUAACAGAGAACCUUUGUUUCCUGGCAAAGACUAUGUUCAUCAGCUGAAGCUUAUAACUGAGCUAUUGGGUUCACCCGACGAUGCCGAUCUUGCUUUCCUCCGUGCUGAUAACGCGAGGAAGUACUUUAAACUGCUUCCAAAGUAUCCGAAGCAACAAUUCUCCGCCAGAUUUCCAAAUAUGUCACCUUUGGCUAUUGAUCUGAUGGAGAAGAUGCUGAUUUUCGAUCCAAACAAACGUAUUACAGUUGAAGAAGCAAUCUGUCAUCCUUACCUGUCAUCUCUCCACGAUAUCAACGAUGAACCGGUCUUCCCUGGACUUUUCCAUUUUGAUUUCGAACAAUCGACAUUUACAGAGGAGGACAUCAGGGAGUUAAUCUGGCAGGAAUCGCUAAACUUCAAUCCGAAUCCUACCAAUUGAAAAAAAGUUUGUCUUGCUGAUGCAGUGUAUAUGGAAAAUAAAGGUAUUAGAGAUGUUAUAAUUUGAAUUCUGCAUAAACCUUUUAUCAAAUAUUAUUACUGUCUGUAUUGUUGUGUUAGAUCUUGUAUUUUAUAUCAUCCUUUGUUUAUUAGGCUCUAAAAUGAAAUAAAUAUCUAUGUAUUUGUAGUUUUUUUUUCUUAAUGGAAUCUUUGAUGACUUUGUUUCUUUU